UAUAAGGCAUCGCCCUCUUUUGCCCACCCCCCCAGCACCAGGUGUGGCCACUAGCCUAUAUGAAGGCCCAAAAUUGUGUGUUCCUUUCUGCUCUGACAAUGGCAUGCCCAUUCGUGCGAGAUGUGGUGGAUGAAGAAGCACUUGUGCUGAGGAGAGCCUUCAGGCGAGAAAGGGUCUUCAGGGACCGGUUGGACCCACUGGCCUUCCCUGAUGACCAUCUAUAUGAAAGAUACAGGUUUUCUGCAGAUGGCAUCAGGUAUCUAUGCAGACUACUGGGUCCCAGGAUUAUGCACCGCACUGCACGGAGCCAUGCACUGAGUGUGGAGCAAAUGGUUUGUGUGGCCUUGCGCUUUUUUGCUAGUGGAGCCUUCCUGUACUCAGUGGGGGAUGCAGAACAGCUGAACAAGGCCACAAUUUGCCGCACAAUAAGGAGUGUGUGUCUGGCUAUCAAAGCAUUAGCAGAUGUCUUCAUCUCCUUCCCUGGCCACAGAAGACUCUGUGACAUCAAAGAGGAGUUCUAUAGGAUUGCAGGUUUCCCCAAUGUCAUUGGUGCAGUGGACUGCACACACAUAAGGAUAAAAGCCCCCUCAGGUGCCCAUGAGGCCGAUUUUGUGAAUAGGAAAUCCUUUCACAGCAUUAAUGUUCAGAUGGUCUGCAAUGCUGACUGUGUGAUCAGCAAUGUUGUGGCAAAAUGGCCUGGCUCAGUCCAUGACUCCAGAAUCUUUCGGGCCUCUGAAAUCUAUCAGUGCCUAUCACAAGGUGAAUUCUCUGGUGUGUUGCUGGGAGACAGGGGGUAUGGCUGCCAGCCUUUUCUCCUGACACCUUUCACAGACCCCCAGGAAGCACAGCAGGCCUACAACCAUGCCCAUGCCAGGACCAGGGCCAGAGUUGAAAUGACCUUUGGCCUCCUGAAGGCACGCUUUCACUGCCUUCACAAAUUAAGGGUCAGCCCUGUUAGGGCAUGUGAUAUUACUGUGGCUUGUGCUGUCCUCCACAAUGUGGCCUGCCUGAGGAAGGAGAGGGCCCCCAGAGUGCCACCAGCCAUGGACUGGGACAAUCCGGCAAUUUUCCCUGAUGACGACAGUGGUCGGCUGCUGAGGGACCAAUAUGUGUUGAAUUAUUUUAGUUAG
Messenger RNA from Salvelinus namaycush (lake trout), 1130 nucleotides. Its product is annotated as putative nuclease HARBI1. The coding region runs from base 60 to 1130 and encodes 356 amino acids. NCBI's taxonomy places the organism in Eukaryota, Metazoa, Chordata, Actinopteri, Salmoniformes, Salmonidae. The record is from RefSeq and is a predicted model, not a curated record. The transcript has 4 exons.